AUGAAGCUCUUGGUUUUCGCAUUUGUGGCUGCUGCGUCUGCUGCCCCUCAGGGGUACAACCUGCCCACGCCCUCUGGCCCAUCUUUUGACUCUGGCAGUUGUGGCGAUGGACAAGUGCGGCACGUGGACGGGAGCUGCGUUACGCCUCAGGUGAACAGCCGUGUGUUCCUGUACGAUGUACCUGCAAACGAAGGUGUUGUCAAUCGGCCAGACUACAUUCCAGAACCUAAAGUGGAACGGAAUAUUAUUUUUGUGAGAAUUCCUGACGGCGCACAAGGACCAGAACCCAUCGUCGUACCACCGCCACAGCAGCAACAUGUGGUGUAUGUCCUGAACAAGCAGUCUGAUCAAGACCAGCGAGUGAUCGAGGUUCCUGCACCACCGCCAUCCAAACCCGAAGUGUUCUUCGUGAACUACGCAGAAGGAGAGAACCCGACUCUUCCCAGCGGAGUAGACCUCCAGACGGCGUUGAGCGCAGCUUCCCAGGGUGGCGGUCAAGUUAUUGGAGGCAGUGGCAUUGCAGGAGGAAUUGGAGGUGGUAUCGGAGGAGGAAUCGGCGGUGGAAUUGGAGGAGGAAUUGGUGGUGGAGUUGGAGGCGGUAUUGGAGGUGGAGUUGGAGGUGGAGUUGGAGGUGGAAUCGGUGGUGGCAUUGGGGAUGGAAACUACGCUCCUCCGACAAGCAAUUACUCUCCUCCAUCCAACCUCUACAACACACCAUGA
Messenger RNA from Penaeus vannamei (Pacific white shrimp), 720 nucleotides. RefSeq lists its product as uncharacterized. NCBI's taxonomy places the organism in Eukaryota, Metazoa, Arthropoda, Malacostraca, Decapoda, Penaeidae. The record is from RefSeq and is a predicted model, not a curated record.